Messenger RNA from Seminavis robusta, 6273 nucleotides. The record is from the annotation of a GenBank genome assembly. Lineage: Eukaryota; Bacillariophyta; Bacillariophyceae; Naviculales; Naviculaceae.
CCAACGACAAAAGAUCCAAAAGAUCUUUCCAAGCAAUCCAAGAUCGCAACCUUCUAUAGCUAGACCGCUUCCUUUUGUCAUACUUUCUUUGGAAUUCAAUCUGCGUGUUGUGGUCAGGAAAUCAGUGAAGAAAGCAAGUACUGGUAGUUAGUGCUGUAGCCACCCAACCAACACGAUGCCACCUCCACCACCUGCCGCUUUGAUGGCGGCCCUUCAAGCCAAAUCCGCAGGCCCGAAGAAGAAUGAUGAACUCGCCGCAGAUCUCAAUCGAGAAGCUCCUGCUCCCCCGGGUGCCGCCGCCUUGAUGGCCAAUUUGCAAAAGCGACAAGCAGGACAACCUCCCAAAGCAGCAGCAGCUCCACCCAAGAAGAAACCCGAACAACGCACAUGCCCUCCGGGCAAACUCUUUCAUUACGACGAAUCGUUGGAAUCCUUCUUGAUGGAUUUGAACAAGAUCACUCCGCUGCUCACGACCGAUGCUCACGGGAAUCCCGACACGGAUAUUUUGGUUCCCUUGGCCCCCUGCGUUUAUCGCAUGUGCGAUUAUACACUGGCCAAAAAGGAACCCAUCUUGAUGCGUCGCACCCUCCUCAAAUUGGACGUCUUGCGAGCAUUGCAACGAGAAUGCGAAACCAUUAAUCGUUUGCUCUGGCAUCGACUCAGUCCCACCGCCACGUCGCAUGCACUCGAAGAAGACGAAUUGGGAAAGAUUCGAUUCAUGGAAUUGGUCUCCAAUUGUGGCGUCUUUCAAAAGGUAUCCGAACUCAUUCUGUUGCGAGCCGGACAAGUGGCCGCGGCUUUGGAUACCAAAACAACGACCGGCAAUGAUGACAAUCCCUACAAAAUUCCACAAAUCCAAGUGGAUGGACUGGAUGACUUUUUGCAAGAAGUGGAACGUCUCAAUCCCAUGUUGCAACAGGCGCGAGAGGAAAUUAAGGAAUCUCAAUCCGUCUCGUUUUAUCCCGGUUUGGGAGAAUUGUUUUGUCCGGGAUCCAAAGUCUUGUGUUUUCCAGAAGGCAUGGAAGGAUCUCCGUUGGGAUGUUCCAUUGUCCAAUCCUGGUACGUCGAAGAACUCAACAAGGCCACCAACAAAAUGAAACGACGAUUCGUACUCGUUCUUGAAUUCGUUAUCAGUGUGGGAGAUGAAUUGGUCGUUGUGGCGGCUUCCGACGUGUAUCCAGAAUUUCAUGAUCCCACCAGAAAUGUCCCCUUGAAGGAUCUCACACAUCGCAAACUAGAUGUCUCCAAUCGAGAAGACAGUGUUCUACUGCAACGACUGCAACAACGGGGAGAAUUCUAUGCCUCGGUGGCUACACACAAUCAUUACUUGGAGUAUUAUCCCAACAGCUUUUUCCCCAUUAUUGGAGGAGGCUGGUCCAACAAUGCGGUACGACCAUUGUCCAAGGGUGGCCGUGUCAUGGUCGACGUCAAACGCGGCAUUCUCGAAGGACACAUGCCUGUUCGUGGAACCAGCGAUGGAAUGAGCGAUACCGUCAAGGAAGCCAUCAAACUCUUUGAACAGAGCAAACGAACCGGUGUGGCCGUACCCUUUCGGACGUGCGUUUUGCCCGGGUUUCAUGCCAAUGACAUGAGCAAGAAAAAGAAAUUGCAAAUGGGGGAAUUGGAAGAACAGGGUGAUUCCGAUCGACCCCUGCUGUGGCAAUCCUGGCCCAUGUUGACGGGAUUCUCCUUUACGGCCCGUGUCUGGGGCAAACUCUUGUUGGGCAUGCCCAAGCCACCGGCUGCUGCCGCCUUGAAGGAUUCCAGUGUCCAUGAACAUGGGGCUGGACGAAUGGUCAAACGACCCAGUAUGCGAAAGAUGGGUGUCGAGUUGGGAGGAUUAGGAGGAGAAGGGAGUUGUGGAAAUUGUGGUUACAUCAAAUUUCAGGAACAGGCAUUUGAUCAACUCGUCUUGGCAGAGGAUAAGAAAGAACUGAUUCGUGCCGUGGCACGGAAUGCGGGUGGCAGUGCCGGCAGAUGGGACGAGGAGGCGGAAUUGAAUGAGUUUGAUGAUGGUGACGAUGACGGAGAAGACGACGUGGAAUUGGAUGUUGUUGCGAACAAGGGCGGUGCCUCGAUUUUCCUAUUGCAAGGUCCUGCUGGAGUUGGAAAGACAUUGACGGCAGAAGCCAUUGCCGAACUCUUGAAGAAGCCGCUCUACAUUGUGACAGCAGGCGACCUUGGUAUUACGGCUGCCGAGGUGGAAAAGACUCUUGGAUCCGUGUUGGAGCUGUGUCAGACAUGGGAUGCGCUUGUGCUGCUCGACGAAGCGGAUGUCUUCCUGGAGGUUCGCUCGAGCACUGAGAUUCAACGAAAUGCCUUGGUGUGUGUUAUGUUGCGAUUGCUAGAAUACUACUCGGGAUGCCUCUUCCUGAGCUCCAACAGGCCCGCUUCGGCCAUCGAUCCUGCCAUUGCCUCACGUAUCACAGUGAUGCUUCAGUAUCCACCUCUGGACGCAGAUGGGCGUUCCAAGGUUUGGAAGAACCUGGUAGAGUUGGUUCCGGCCCAGCCAGUCGAUCCCGAGACAGGUUCUGUCCCUGAUCGCAUUGCCAAAGUUCCAAGGCGCGCAUCCAAAUACAGGAUGGACUUCUCCGAUGAGGACUACAAGGCACUUUCGACGGGCUACACGUUGAAUGGACGACAAAUCAAGAACUCCAUCGUCCUUGCCCGUGCUUUGGCUCGAGAACGUGGAUCACCUCUUUCCAUGGAGGUUCUGAAACGCGCAGUCACAGCCGUUGCCGGCGAAAAUGCUGAGGCCUAGACAUGGCAAGUUAAUGCUGCUCGAUGACGGCAUGUUAUUUAGACUUGAGGCAGCCUCCUAGCUAGUUGUGUAGACGUACACUUCUUUCGUGUCAGUACGUAGUGUAUUGAGUUUGCAGACACAUGUGAGCAUGUGGAAUCGCGAAGAAACAAGAACGGUCAGUUCGCUGGUGGAUAUUCCGUCGUUGGUAUUCAUAAACCGAGAGCAACUGCUGUCUUGCUUCAACCAUUUACGCUCGCCUAUGUUAGGAGUUCACGCCAGUUUCUUCUUCUUUUCUGCACGAGACCCGGUCCUCCUCCUAGUGACAAACCAAGCCAUGCAUGUUCCGAUCACAGCCAGCAUCGUUGGAGCCAGCGCCGGCCCAAAGACCAGCUCGACAAGGUUGAAGAACCCAAACAGGACAGCAAUCGGGGCAGCCAACGCAAACACCUGCACAACGAAGCUUUGCUGAUCUCCAAACAAAAGAACUUUCCUACCAAUCUGCAGCCAGCUCAAUAUGUCUUGAUCAGCUCGGGAGUCAUCUGGAAUGCAGAACUUGGAUGAUACCCCCAUGCACAGCAUCCUCAAUGGAGACAACCACCAGUGGAAGAUUCUUUGUUCUGAAAAGUUUCCAACAUAUGCCCGAAGUGAAACGAAGGUGGGGCUUUGGUCUUGAAUUGACACGUAACUAGACGUCUUGAUACCGUCCACAACGAUUGUCCCGUCAGACGUGAGUGGCAUGUAGAGUCCUCUCUUUUGAAUAGAGGAAACCUUUGUCACGAGAUGCCCAAGGGAGGAAGACUCUGCCGCCGUGGCAAGACGAUCGCCCACCCGGACACUGUCGGCGCGUACAGCUUCCUGCGUGCCACUGCCCUUGACCACAAAGACCAGGUGGUCCGCUGUCAUCUCCACGGGAGCAGUACCCAAGUCUGUGUGAAUUUGCAAGAACUGUUGCUCGGUGGCCUGUUCCUUGUGCCCAAAGCUAUAGAUUGGCUGGUAACGGUUCUCACCAGUGAGCACUCGAUCACCCACAGCUACAUCCUUCAUUGGAACACUACCCUUGUCAAGGACCUGCACUGUAGCUGAGCUUGAAAAGCACGCGCCGCCCAAGAAUCGAUCAUCUCCAUCUCCAGCCGCAGUACAGGAACACUCCAGUUUCAAGCCAGUGUAGGCGCUGGCAACAUUGAGCGACCAUCCAAGAGUAUACUCUUCCGAGGAGCUGGCGAUUGCAGUGCUAACACCACAAGUCUAAGAACAAAUUAUGUCAGUAAGAAUUCGAAACAAAAACAAACAAACUUCUGGAAUCUAUAGAAAUCAAGUGUGAGUUGGCGUACCGUAGCCGCAAACCCCUGUCCAUCAUGAUCGAGAACACUUGCAUAACCUCCAUACUUGAGGUACAACGUGGCUCCACUCCCACUCGCGCAAGAUACAACACAAGUAGUGGAGGCACCAGGAGCAACGUUGAAGUUUUCCAAACCAGCCGUGAUCAGGGUGGUGCCAGAGGCGAAAUCAAGAGAAAACGAACAUGCAUCCACCUUACGAAGGAGGGACAGCACGAGAAACGUUGUGAGGAGCUGCUUGGGACGGAUCGGAUCCAGUGCUCCUCUUAAAUAAAUCGACAGAACUUUCUCUAAGAAAUGGAUUUAGGGAGGAGAAAAGGGAAAAAGGCUUCCGCUUGUUGAGGAGGACCCACUCAUUCACUUUUGCUCGAGGCCCGGAUUUUGUGCCGGAGACCCCAUCUACUAGAUGUUCAUGUUGGAAGAUUGGAGAUCUCCUCUUCAAAGGUGUCCAUGCAUCUACGCUAUCCAAUGUCCAAUGGUUGGGCGUACCAUGAUUACAAGCUUCCAAGAAUCUCUCCGUCCUUGGGUCCUGCGAAUGCUUCCGACCGAACGAUGAUUCAAUUAGAGGUGUGGAUGAGGCAACGAAUGUAAGAUUUCCUAAGCUGGCAAGAAGGCAGAUCGCCCCCAUUUUGUGUCCAACCAACUGCUUGAUAUUUUGGGGUAGCACAAAGAGGAACUAUAGCAGCCACGGUGUGGGACGAAGAUACAUAGAGUCCUUACGGUACGGACGGCUCCUCGUGAAAAAGGAUAGACUAGUGACUCAGUCGUUACAAAAUAAUAGAUCACGAGGUUUUUGCAAAGUGCACGCUGCACUGGCAAAUUUGGAUCAAACUGAAUGUCUUUUGGGACAUCAAGCUCCACACACAGCCUCGCUCUCGCAUCAAUAGUCGCGACAAUCAGUCCGAUGGGUUGGCCCAUUUGCAUCUUCUCAAGCUAGCAAGUGGUCCAGCACUGGUGCUGUGCUGGCACAUGUGUAAUUUUGGGUGUUCACAUCUUGCUUGUCUCGCUAACUAGGAAAACCCAGAGGAUUGUUGUUCUGCUGUUUCUUCGUCCUCGUCGGCCUUGCCUGAAACAGAAACAAGAGCAUAGCUUUCCUGUGCAGAUUGAGGGUUUAUUCGUCGUUGCAACCUCACCAUGAGCGCAGUCACCACCUGACACCCAAAUAUGAGAAGUACUGCCUGAAUGACGAGCAAAUCGGUGGCCGUACCCGUGUUGGGAAUGGGCAUCCCGGAGAGGUGUACCCCAACCGUAAUAAACCAUAUUGAAUGCCACAGCAGCGCCAAAUUGGAUCCCAAAAAGACUAGAAACGAAAGUGUGACGUUGCUACUCUUCAUCGUCGUCAGGAUCAAGCUGAUUGUCAUGACGAGGGCUGGAAAGGCGCAUGUCAAUGCCAAAUAUUCAUGGAGACGCAUAUCGAUGAGUACAUCUUUCAUGAGAGCAUGAUCGUACCACAGCAGUGCCUCUCCCCAGAGACCCACCGUAAAACUGGCUCGCAAGCUGUCCUUGGGCAAGUAUCCGUGGGAUUCCAAGACACCGGCAAAACCCGCAAAUAGAAACAAGAAAAUCAACGUCAAGUGCGUCUUGUAAUGGAAAAAUCCCCAAUCGGGAUGCAAAUCAUGAUUCAAAUAACGAGCACCCAGUCCGGAGUAGAUCAUUCCAAAGCUAGUAGCAAAGACCAAGCCUUUCGAGAGGAUGUGCAAGAAUUGAUGGUUUUGUUCAGGAACGUGUUGAUGCAUAAAGUCGGCAAUAACAUCCUUGCUCCUCUGGAGAAUUAAGCGACGAAUCCGAAUCGCAAUCAAGAGUAGAAAUCCAAUGCUAUAGGUGCCAAGGAAGACCCCUACUAUGUAGUGAGACCCUGGCUUCCUGUCGUUGGAGUAGGCCUCUCCCAGCUUCGCGGUGGAGGUGUCGUUCAUGUCCACGGUUGCUUUGGAUUCUGUUGUGUCUUCUUGGCAGUUAAAGCGAGAGUACGGUAACCCAUAAGCCAGUUUAACUGCUACUUGACAAGGGCGCCUAAGAGCCUGAAUACCGGUGUUGGGCACCAGACAAAGGGGGGGAUGGAGCGGGCACAAGGGACCCUCAGUUCAAGAUCUGGGCAAGCUAGCUACUGGGCGGUUUCCAAGGAGGGUGUGACUUGGUCGUCCUCAACAACACGUAUUUUGCAAAAUGAAAAUGGGUUGGAGAUUCACAUCAGGA